Molecule: messenger RNA, 372 nt
Organism: Quercus lobata
Lineage: Eukaryota; Viridiplantae; Streptophyta; Magnoliopsida; Fagales; Fagaceae
Exons: 1
Coding region: 1-372 (123 amino acids)
Molecular function (GO): RNA-DNA hybrid ribonuclease activity; nucleic acid binding
Source: RefSeq, a predicted model, not a curated record
AUGGCAGAAAUAUGGGCUCUCCAAGAUGGACUGCAACUGUGCUUACAAAUUCAUACUCAAUCUGUUAUUAUUGAAUUGGAUGCUAAAGCUAUUGUGGAUGCCUUUAACUCACAAACUUACUCUAAUACUAUUGUAUCUUCUAUUAUGGAUGAUUGCAGGCACAUGGCUACCCGGAUUCCCCAGACGAGUUUUAGACAUAUUUACAAGGAGGCGAACAAGUGCGCAGACUUCUUGGCUAAACUAGGCACUUUGAUUGAGAGUGAUUUUAUUGUUUUGUCCAGUCCACCUAUGGACUUAUCUAGUAUAUUGGAGGCUGAUGCCAAUGGUUUGUAUGUUAAUAGGCUCUGUCCUGAACCUUUAUUUGCUGUUUAG